Messenger RNA from Siniperca chuatsi (mandarin fish), 1268 nucleotides. It is a transcript of the gene ssr2, whose product is annotated as signal sequence receptor, beta. The record is from RefSeq and is a predicted model, not a curated record. Gene Ontology annotation, cellular component: endoplasmic reticulum; membrane. The coding region runs from base 151 to 708 and encodes 185 amino acids. Lineage: Eukaryota; Metazoa; Chordata; Actinopteri; Centrarchiformes; Sinipercidae. The transcript is spliced from 7 exons.
ACACCCCCAAGUCACCAGGGGCGCUGCGCUGUUUGGAAACUUCCUUAAGUUCCCCCUCGGUACACGUCAUGCAAACAGCAGCUUUAAGCUUCUGAGUAUGCGCCGCUUCAGCGCCUUCAAUAUCUGCGGUUCGAAGAGCACCACGGAACGAUGAUGAAGAUGCUGCAUGUGUUUUUGGUCCUGGCACUGUUUGGUCUGGGCUCAGGAGAAGAGGGAGCCCGUUUGCUGGCCUCUAAAUCCCUGCUGAACCGCUAUGCUGUAGAGGGCCGUGACCUCACCCUGCAGUACAACAUCUACAAUGUGGGCUCCAGUGCUGCUCUGGAGGUGGAGCUUUCAGAUGAUUCUUUUCCUCCUGAAGACUUUGGAAUCGUUUCAGGAAUGUUGAAUGUCAAAUGGGACAGGAUCGCACCAGCCAGCAAUGUCUCUCACACAGUGGUGUUGCGCCCCCUGAAGGCUGGUUACUUUAACUUCACCUCUGCUUCUGUCAGCUAUCUGGCCCAGGAGGGAGGACAAGUCGUGGUUGGUUACACAAGUGCACCCGGCCAGGGAGGCAUCCUGGCUCAGAGGGAGUUCGACCGACGCUUCUCCCCACACUAUGUGGUGUUGGUGUUCUCAAGGUGUGUGAGUGGAGGGGCAGUGGAGAUGGCAUCCUCUGUGGAUUUAUUGGUUCUGAAAGCAAACUGCUGGACUGGGCUGCUUUCGGAGUGAUGACACUGCCCUCCAUCGGCAUCCCUCUGCUCCUCUGGUACUCCAGCAAGAGGAAGUACGACUCACCGAAGGCCAAGAAGAACUGAGAAGGCGCCACUGGGUUUAAGGCUGGGGGUGGGGUGGGGUGGGGUGGAAGUCAAAGGGUUUCUUGGGCACAGGAUCUCUGAAUAGCUGCUUAACCCAUAUUGGGGGGGAAAGUUGAAAGAAAAGUACAGUGACCAGGGAAUGUGAUUGUGAUUUGAUCAAACAAGCGUGAUUAAGAGAACUUUGGCUCUGGAAGUAGAACAGCAGCAAAAGUAAUGUGAACAGCUUCACUGUGGUUACCAAACCAUCUACAUGAAAGAUAUCUGUUUUCAUCUACAGCUGAUGGCCUGAGCUUCACCAGCUGCUGUUCAUUCCUUCAUAUUUGCAAAUGGUUCAUGUGACAGAACAAUUACAAAGGCAGUUUCUACUGUUACAGGUAGUUGUAAUUGUGUAUGUAACUGAAUUCAGAUUUUAAGUUUAUAGCCACUUGUUAAACUUCAAAAUAAAUUAAUAAAAACAAGCUGGGUUUUUCUAAA